Molecule: messenger RNA, 1431 nt
Organism: Lemur catta (Ring-tailed lemur)
Lineage: Eukaryota; Metazoa; Chordata; Mammalia; Primates; Lemuridae
Product: S-methyl-5'-thioadenosine phosphorylase-like
Exons: 1
Coding region: 92-931 (279 amino acids)
Biological process (GO): nucleoside metabolic process
Cellular component (GO): cytosol
Molecular function (GO): S-methyl-5-thioadenosine phosphorylase activity
Source: RefSeq, a predicted model, not a curated record
ACGCCGUGUAGCUGCCUCUGCUGCAGCUCUGUGGUCAACUCGGUCCCCGUGGCCUCACGCACUCACCCACUGCAGUCUCCCCCGUGCAGACAUGGCCUCGAGCGCCGUGAAGAUUGGAAUAAUAGGUGGAACAGGCCUGGAUGAUCCAGAAAUUUUAGAAGGAAGAACAGAAAAAUAUGUGGAUACUCCAUUUGGCAAGCCAUCUGAUGCCUUAAUUUUGGGGAAGAUAAAAAACAUUGAUUGCAUCCUUCUUGCAAGGCAUGGGAGGCAGCACACCAUUGUGCCUUCAAAAGUCAACUACCAGGCGAACAUCUGGGCUUUGAAGGAAGAGGGUUGUACACAUGUCAUAGUGACCACAGCAUGCGGCUCCCUGAGGGAGGAGAUUCAGCCCGGUGACAUAGUUAUCAUCGAUCAGUUCAUCGACAGGACCACCAUGAGGCCUCAGACCUUCUAUGAUGGAAGUCAUUCCUGUGCCAGAGGAGUGUGCCAUAUUCCCAUGGCUGAGCCGUUUUGCCCCAAAACGAGAGAGGUUCUCAUAGAGACUGCUAAGAAGCUGGGACUCCGGUGCCACUCAAAGGGGACAAUGGUCACAAUCGAAGGACCUCGUUUUAGCUCACGGUCAGAAAGCCUCAUGUUCCGCACCUGGGGGGCAGAUGUCAUCAACAUGACCACAGUCCCAGAGGUGGUUCUUGCCAAGGAGGCAGGAAUCUGCUAUGCAAGUAUCGCCAUGGCAACAGAUUAUGAUUGCUGGAAGGAGCACGAGGAAGCAGUUUCACUGGAUCGGGUCUUGAAGACCCUGAAAGAAAAUGCCAAUAAAGCCAAAAGUUUACUUCUGACGACCAUACCUCAGCUAGGGUCCAUGGAAUGGUCAGAAACCCUCCAUAACAUGAAGAAUAUGGCCCAGUUUUCUGUUUUAUUACCAAGACAUUAAAAUAGCAUGGCUGCGCAGAAGAAAAGAAGUCUUACUAACUCCAGUUGCUUUGAGAAUUCUUGCUUAACUUGAAAAAAACACGCAGCCGUUACAGCCUUGCCUGUGGAAGAACAGGUGGUGAGACAAGACAUUGUAUGUAUGAGACACUUCUAAAAGACUUGAACUGCUUCAGAACACAGAAGAAAAACAAAUGACCAGCAAACAUGUGGGGAAAAAAUUUACAUUUUAGGAAAAAAACCAAGAAGAUACCAUUUUUCUCCCUUUAUUAAAUUUGCAACAAUAAAGGGUUAUGGGUAAUAUCCAGUUUCCUGUGUUGCCAAGGAAUAUGAGGAAGAAAUGGGACUUUGGUUAUUUAUUGGUACGACUGUAAAUUGGUACAAUAUUUCUGGAGGGCGGUAUGGUAAAAUGCAUCAAAUAGCUUUAAAAAUACUUACGUACUUUGUGCUGGGUGCUCCUAGAAAUUUCUCUUUAAAAAAUUAUCAGAUACAAAGGAUUUUGUA